GACAGCGACGACAGCAGCGACGGCAGCCAGAGCCCUGCGGGGGAGGAGGCGGCGGGGGCCUGCGGGACAGAUCUCUCUCACAUGUCUUUUGAGGAACUGCUGCAAAUACAGAAUGACUCAAGAACAAGUGUGUGCAAGCGAGUGACCAGUGGGAAGAAAACCGCCAAACCUACCAAAGCUACAGUGAAGCAGCAGCAAGGCAAAAAAGGGCCAUUGGAGAUGUCUUCCAAGAAGCCUGUACCUUUUCUGCGCCAGGUCGUGUCUGUCAGAAAGAAGAUCCACAGAGACCCUCGAUUUGAUGACCUGUCUGGAGAGUAUAAGCCUGAAAUAUUUAUGAAGACUUACAGCUUCCUGGACAGUAUCAAGAAGCAGGAGAAAGAGAUGAUUCAGAAGCAGCUGAAAAAAUGCCGGAACGUGGAGCAGAAGGAGAAACUCCAGCAGCUCCUGAACCGCAUGAAACAGCAAGAACAGGCACAGCAAAAGCAGCAGAAAUUGAGGGAGAGAGAACUGGCUUGGAAGAGACAACAGAGGGAAUUGGCCAAGCAGGGAAAGAAGCCCUUCUUCCUAAAGAAAUCUGAGAUGAAGAAACUGGAGCUAGCUGAUAAAUACGCAGAGUUGAAGAGGAGUGGGAAGCUGGAAAGCUUCCUGAACAAGAAGAGGAAGAGGAAUGCCAUCAAAGACAAGCGCCGCCUGCCCUCACAGAAGAACCUGUGACUGCUGGACAGAUGUGCUCUUGUCUGGCACUGGGACUCGCUCUUCCCGGGCCAGGCCCUCUUCCCGGUACCUGUCUGUCACUGUACAGUGCUGAUGUAGGGCAGCAGAGUCUGAACUAAAGAAAAUAGUGCUUUUUGUAGCUGAAAUGUCCUCUUUACUGUGGUUGACACCACACCUGGGUGGUGACAAGUCUGUCAUGCAGGUGUGCUUGUCACUGAGAGCUGUCCUUGUCCUUGCACCUGCCCAUCUCUUCCUGUAGCUGUGAGAGCACAAGCCCUACCCUGCAUUGCUGCCUCUCCUCCAGGCGUUACUAUUCACCACCUGAGGUGGGAAUAGGAAGCCUCUUGGCCUCUCUUGGGCGGAGAGGCUCUGGUUCAGAGCAGGGCUAGCACUGGCUUCAGACCAGGUUGCCCAGGGCUUUUUCAGCUGGCUCUGGGAAAAUCCAAGGACAGAUGGUACUACCUAUCUUGGCUUCUGCUCCACUGCUUUGGGUUCUCAAGAUGCAAACUCCUUUUAAUCCUGAUCUAGGAAACAUGCCUGGGUUUAGUCCCUAAUUAUUGUCCUGUUCGCAGGGAAGUGCCUGUCCCCAUCUUCUCAUGUCAUAGGUCUGGGGAGUGGAGGAAAAAGGGGUCUGUUAGGUCUCCCCAAAGCCUUUCCUUCCUGCGUGUGAAUAAACCCUGUUGUUCCCUCA
Messenger RNA from Melopsittacus undulatus (budgerigar), 1405 nucleotides. RefSeq names its product ribosomal RNA processing 36 (gene RRP36). Bases 82 to 714 code for a protein of 210 amino acids. The transcript has 7 exons. NCBI's taxonomy places the organism in Eukaryota, Metazoa, Chordata, Aves, Psittaciformes, Psittaculidae. Gene Ontology annotation, biological process: maturation of SSU-rRNA from tricistronic rRNA transcript (SSU-rRNA, 5.8S rRNA, LSU-rRNA). The record is from RefSeq and is a predicted model, not a curated record. Gene Ontology annotation, cellular component: nucleolus; 90S preribosome.